GCGUCGACAUCGAGUAGUGGGAAGCGGGGUACAACCAGCGUUCCUUGGAUCCGGUGCAUACACAACUGAUUAUUGACACGAUGACGACGGCCUACUCGCGGGCCUCGAAGACUUACGAGCUGCCCACACUGAAGCUGGCGCCGUUGGGGCUGGAGAAACCGAAGCCGUGGGUGCGUGCACAACGCCUCAAGCCCGAGGACUGGAAGGUUGAGCUGGCGGACCAAUACUACUACUACGCUGUUGCCGGCCAGCAUAAUGUGGUCGCCGCCAGGACGCUGCUUGGCACAGACGUGGCGGUGAGGUACAACUUCGAGAGGUGGCCUGCGGGAAUGAUGUACUUCCUCGACGCGGACUUCGAAGGGUAUUUUCUGGUCAGCGCCGAGGAUAACAAAAAGGAGCUGAAGGCGCCUCCCAGACAGCAAAAACUUUCGAUGAAGGACAUCCGGUGGUGCUGGAAGGAAAAGGGUUACCCCAGAGCUGUUAUGGGGAACCCGAGCGGGAAACAGGCUCAGGUGGAGUCUUGGCGCCAGUUUUGUGAAGAUGCGCUUCAAAAGACAACGUACAAUCAUUUGUGGACACUCGCUGAUGACAAGACCGAGCAAGGCAUAAGAAAACAGAACGCUGCCCUUCGAUCUUAUUUCCCGCUUGCGAUGGCCGGGGAGAGCGCGUGGAAAAUGAGAAUGGAAUUUUUCGAGAAAUGGGAGACGGGCACACUGCUGGCACCCGAAGGGGCGAAGUGGAUCGCGAAGAAGAAGAAGGUGAAGGGCGUGAAGGCCGGUGUGAGCCACAUCGAAAAUGAUAAGACUGGGCGAAAGGAGGUCGUCUACAACAUCCCCGUCGAAGCGCCUCAAAAGAAAGGGAAAAAAGAAAAGGAAUCCGACGACUACAUGGAAGCCCUCACAGACAAUGAGAAAUGUCGGCUGCUGAAGAAGGUUCUCAACUGCGAGGUGGUGUGGGUGCAGACCGGCUCCUCUGCGUUGCCAAAGCAAGGGAAGCUGGGGGUGCAAGAGGCAGUGCAUCUGGUGAAGUGCGACCGCAUCUUGGUGCGGUUAUGGAACUACUACCAGUUCAAGUAUGAGAAUUGGCCCGACUCUAAUUGGACGCGUUCGUAUCCCUUUCUGCGGAAAAGAGAGGCGAUUUUGGUGCAGUUCAAAAGGCAGGGACUGGAUGCAGCAUUGUGGGACGGAAGCAGGAAACUCGUUGGAGACUCAUCGUUGUUCAGAGACUGUCCCCCGUUCAUGGGCUGCGAGGACGACAAGUCGAUCAAGGCGACGGAAAAACUGGUUCUCAACAAGAAGUUGUCCAUCGACUGGAAGAACAAGGUCCUUUCCAUGCUGACCGGCAGCAGGUCGAAGAGCAUGGAUGUCGCGCUCGCCGAAGGCAUGGUGCAUAUUCGGUGGCAGGACUCGGGGGAUGUGACAUCCAUCGCCCCCUUUGGCGUCGAUCCUCUGGAGGCACAAAUGAAGGUCGUCGAGUUGGAGAAAGCGGUUGGGAUCACGAAAUGCCACGCUGCCGUUCUUGAUUUGCGCGAGCCUGUGGACAUCACACAGUGGACACAACAAGCUUUCGAGAGUUUGAAUGCCCUUCUACAACAUUUGUUCCCGUCGCACUGGACGGUCGUUGCUUUCGUCCCCCGGGAGCACGACUACUACUUCAUGACCAGUUUGUGCCAUCUGUCCGUUGUCAAGGCAAUGGCAGGAAAGUGGGUGAGGAGGCCGCAGCAGAAGAAAAGCUUCGCGGUCGGCAACAACUUGUACUCAGUGGACGAUCGCAUGUACAUCCUCUUCAAAGGUGAUGACUUGCGGGAGAACACGUCUGUGGUUUAUGACGCGAGGUUGGAGGCGGGUGAUGCUGCUGCUGUGGGGGCACAUGUCAAAGUCACACCGACGGACGUCUCGGAGAUGCCGUUCGAGCCUUGUGAAUGGCCCCUGGUCAUUCCUGGCCAUGACCACAAAGUUUACAAGGACAUGGAACUGAACCCCGCGCACUUGGCCCAUCUGCUGGAAUUCGUGUGCAAAAAGGGGGAGGGUGUCAUGUUUCUCGGGAAGGCGCACGCGCAAGUCGUGUGGGAGGCUUUGAAGGGUGGUCGCAACGUCGUAGUGUUGGAGGGGAAUUCUGAGUUGCUGCAAUACACGCUGGAUUUCCUGAAAGGCGCGGUCAACUCGGGAACCCACCGCUGCGAGUUCAUUUCGAGGACCCACAAAACGCGACGCGCUUGGGAGCCGUCCACGGACAUGUGGCUCAAGCUAAGCGAGAGGAAAAGGGACAGGAUAUACGAGUUCCUCAUCCUGGAGACGCGGCCUAGGAGGGACAUCGACCCUGAGUAUAUUCGACGCAGGGAGCACAUGUUGGCGUUGCUGGACAACUACCACGGCGCCUCGCGUUUGAAUGCGAAGAACUUCCUGGACCGGCUGGAGUGUUUGUACUUUGUCGAGUCGGAGCAGGAGCUCAGGGUCGCGAGUUACAGUGCAUUGAUUGACGCGGACGAAGAGGCAACGACCAGAGUCGUUUUCGACACGAAUGUUCCGGAGGAGGAUAGCGACACCAAGGAAAUCGCCCUGAAUUACCUCCCUGCUCCUGUUCUUCCACCCCCGGGCUCCUCGACGGCAGACUGGGGUCACGACAUGAUUUGGCACCCGGGAACGAUCCAGCUUGCUAUCCGCGAAGGGGAGUGGAUCAUGGUCGUUGUGGACUCGGCUGGGCAGUGGGAGCCACGCUUGCGCCUUCCCAAGUCCGAGUACUUGCAACUCGCAAGCAGUGGUGUGGCGGAUAAAGUGGCGUCAGAGAACCCCCGUUUCCAGGCCACUGACCCGGCCAUCGUUAAACACGCUGAUCGUUUGUUUCUGGAGCUUCAAGACAAGGGGUGGUUGGAACUCUCGGACGAGUUUUACGACUUCGAUACAAGCCCUUCGAAGGGAAGCGUGGACUGGAAGGUCCCCCCUGCGACGGGGUCGCAGGGGAGUGUGGGAGGGGGAUCUCCAGGCCCUCCAGGUGGGGGAGGGGGUGGGGGAAGCGGCAAGGGGACAGGAGAGGGCGCCGCGUCAGGGGGAUCGGUUGGCACUCACGACCAGGGCAGAACAUUGGAAAGCGGCGGCUGGGUUGGGUUGUUGAACGUUGCUGACAAAACGACCAUCGGGGCCAGCAAAUCGGCUAAGUUCGCCGACAUCCGAACUUCUCAUAACGUGGAGCCGCCGCCUUUGGACGCUGCGAAGUCCGUCGGCGUCCGCGCUGCAUCCACCACACAUUGGUCGGCCCUCCCCUUGACGACUGAUUUCGUGGCUUCCGUUGGCACCGGGAGAGGCUCGAGUGCGAGUGUUCCGAUCACCAGCGUCAAGGACAAGUCUGCCGCUAUUCGGACGAAGCCUCCUGAGGUGCACAAUGGGGAGCCCGUCCUGCACAGCGCUACAGGAGCAGAAGUGUCAGAAACGGGUGCCAAAAGGAAGUCCGCCGGAAUCCGCACUUCGGUUUCGUCCGGUGCGACGUCCGAUGACUUUUCUACGCGGCAGAGGACUGCGUCGGCCGUCGGAAACGGGCAGCCUGCAGAGUUCAACGCACGGUUGGAUAGCGGGGCGCCGUCCGUGCUGUGCAAUUUGAACUCCGCCGGUAUCCGAACUUGCUGGGGAAUGGACUUGCAGUCAGAGGUCGUCGGGCGGGCAGAAGAUGAGACGUGUGCGGGGACAGAAGCUGCGCCAUGGAAGAAAGUCCCCGGGUUCACGACAAGACACAAGAAUAUGUUAAAGGCAUCAGGGGUUGAUGUCGAGACUGGGGAGAAGGACCAUGCCGUGGCCAUUGAUGAAUGUCUUUCCCUUCUGCCUCCGGAGAAGGGGACGUAUCCACGAUCUGUGACUAGGGGUCAGGCCAUGUAUGAAAAAUACUUAGCAGAGCAUUGCGCGAUGAGGGACAAUCUUUAGAAUACCAUUUCUCACAACCCAGCGUGUGCAUUGGUCGAUGAUGUACAGUUCGCGCCAGAGCACGUGGAGCCUGCGGGGGGAUUUUCGAUAACGUGAUUGCGCCUCGAGU
This is a messenger RNA of Chara braunii, 4020 nucleotides long. The record is from the annotation of a GenBank genome assembly. Lineage: Eukaryota; Viridiplantae; Streptophyta; Charophyceae; Charales; Characeae.